AUGGUUUCGAGGCCAUCUGUUGACGGUUUGGAGCCGACAAUGUCAACACAGUCGGAAAUUGUCAGCGUUGUCGCUGGUACCACCAAGGACAUGGGCAGUACAAUCCAAGAGCUGAAGGGCGUCGAGAAAUCCCAUCAGUGGGAUCCAAAUCUUCCUCAGGAUGAGAUUGACACUAUCAACGAGACCACCAGCGCGGAUGAUCAAGAGAAGGCCGCUGAGUUUCAGAAAUCGAUGGCUCAGAACUCUCAGUAUGAAUCUGUCCGUGCUGCCGUGCGUCCGACAGAUGACGGGGAAAUGGCGAAUACAGUGCGUGCAUGGAUUCUUGGUAUGAUAUUUGUGACGAUUGGAAGUGGACUGAAUAUGUUCUUGAGCAUGAGGAGCCCGGCAAUUUCUUUUCCUUCAAUUGUUGUGCAGUUGGUUGUCUACCCGAUAGGCUGUCUCUGGGCAAGAGUAGUGCCUAGUCGAAAAUUCAAUACAUUCGGAAUUCAAUGGUCCUUCAACCCAGGUCCUUUUACCAUCAAAGAACAUACAGUGGUCACGCUUAUGGCAAACGUGGCAAUCGGGUAUGCAUACUGCACUGAUGCGCUUUUGGCCCUGAAAGCAGCACCCCUAUACGACUUGGAUAUUGGCUGGGGAUUUGAGCUUCUGUUUGCGUUGAGCAGUCAGGUUAUUGGAAUAUCCCUCGCGGGAAUUUUCCGUCGUUUCCUCGUGUGGCCUGCUGCUAUGAUUUGGCCUACUCAAUUUGCCAAUACAACUUUGUUUUAUGCACUGCAUGAUCAAAGUCCCUCCGAUCCGUCGCAGACCAAUGGUUGGUCUAUCUCGCGCUACCGCUAUUUCAUGUAUGUCAUGAUUGGCGCGUUUUGCUGGUAUUGGUUCCCCGGAGUCAUCUGGCAAGGCCUAUCCAUUUUUGCCUUUGUGACUUGGAUCAAACCUAACAAUGUCGUGCUGAAUCAAUUAUUUGGCGGCUUCACGGGACUUUCACUUAUUCCCUUGACAUUUGACUGGACCUACGUCUCUGCAUACCUUCUUGACCCCUUGCUGUCACCAGUUCAUUCACUCGUGAACACUUUCAUUGGUCUAGUGGUAUUCGUUAUAAUUGCCUCUAUUGGAAUCUCUUACACAGGAGCAUUCUAUUCCGAUUAUCUUCCCAUCAACACAUCGACCACUUAUGACAAUACACAGCAGCAGUACAACGUUACUAAAAUCCUCGGAGAUAAUUUCAGUUUUGAUGAGGCAAAGUACAAGGCCUAUUCACCUAUGUUUCUCGCUCCAACUUUCCUUCUGAACUAUGGCCUCUCUUUCGCGGCCUUAACGGCAGUCAUCGUUCAUGUCAUUCUUUACAAUGGAAAAGAAAUCUGGCGAAGGGCAAAGGACGCUCAGAACCAAGAGCCCGAUAUUCAUUUGACGCUCAUGAACAAAUACCGAGAUGCCCCUGAAUGGUGGUAUGGAGUACUUUUCCUGUUUGCGACUGCACUUGGCCUAGGAGGUGUACUUGGAUUUGACUCACAGCUGCCUUGGUGGGCAUUUUUCGUGUCUCUCAUCAUAGCUCUGGUUUUCAUCAUCCCAACCUGCAUGAUCAUGGGUGUCACAAAUAUCAUGCUUUCUCUCAAUGUUCUGUCUCCGUUUUUGGCUGGUUUUAUGAUUCCAGGAAAGCCAAUCGGUGUCAUGGUAUUCAAAGUGUUCAGCACAAUUACACUGGGACAAGCUCAGACUUACUGUCAAGAUAUGAAGCUGGCCCAUUACAUGAAAAUUCCACCUCGUGUGACUUUUAUGUGCCAAGUAAUCCCGACAUUGUGGGCCUGUUUUGUCCAGAUAGCAGUCAUGAACUGGACCCUAGGAAAUAUUGAAGGUGUCUGUACUGAGGACCAAACAGCACAUUUCACUUGUCCAAAUGGACGGACAUUUUUCUCUUCCAGCAUUGUUUGGGGUGUAAUUGGACCACAGCGUGUCUUCGGGGCCGGCUCAAUGUACACGCCGAUCCUGUACUUCUGGUUACUUGGAGCCUUGCUUCCAGUGGUGUUCUACCUCUUGAUGCGUAAAUUCCCGAAAUCAAAGGCCCGGUUCCUCAAUGCGCCAGUAAUGCUCGGCGCCAUGGCCUGGCUUCCACCGGCCACACCAAUCAGCUUCACAUCUUGGGUCAUUUUUGGUCUGAUAUUUAACUGGUGGAUUCGCGGCAGAUGGGGUGGGUGGUGGCGGCAGUACAACUAUGUUACUGCUGCUGCUCUUGAUACGGGGCUCAUCAUCUCGACGAUCGUUAUUUUCUUCGCUAUAACUCUCCCCGGUGCUGCCGCCCCUGCCUGGUGGGGAAAUACAGCUCCGUUUGAGACUAUGGACUAUCUUUACACGGCUAUUCGAAAGACAGUAUCGCCUGGAGAAACCUUCGGACCAGCUAAAUGGUAG
This is a messenger RNA of Penicillium verhagenii, 2400 nucleotides long. RefSeq lists its product as uncharacterized. The record is from RefSeq and is a predicted model, not a curated record. The coding region runs from base 1 to 2400 and encodes 799 amino acids. NCBI's taxonomy places the organism in Eukaryota, Fungi, Ascomycota, Eurotiomycetes, Eurotiales, Aspergillaceae. The transcript is spliced from 20 exons. Gene Ontology annotation, biological process: transmembrane transport. Gene Ontology annotation, molecular function: oligopeptide transmembrane transporter activity.